Herpailurus yagouaroundi (jaguarundi) is the source of this 3476-nucleotide messenger RNA. RefSeq names its product PP2A Aalpha (PPP2R1A) and B55A (PPP2R2A) interacting phosphatase regulator 1 (gene PABIR1). The record is from RefSeq and is a predicted model, not a curated record. Bases 125 to 988 code for a protein of 287 amino acids. The transcript has a single exon. Gene Ontology annotation, molecular function: protein serine/threonine phosphatase inhibitor activity. NCBI's taxonomy places the organism in Eukaryota, Metazoa, Chordata, Mammalia, Carnivora, Felidae.
UGCGCAAAAGAACGAGCCCGCUGACAGAUUGGCGGCGGCAGCGGCGGCGGCGGCCCUGGCCCUGGACUGCGGGGAAUGGGAGUCCUAGGUCUCUGAGCGCCGCCCCCGCCUCCCUGCCCCCGACAUGGCUCAGGAGAAGAUGGAGCUAGACCUGGAGCUGCCUCCGGGUACUGGCGGGAGCCCGGCGGAGGGCGGCGGCGCUAGCGCCGGCGGGGGCCUCAGGAGGUCUAACAGCGCCCCCCUGAUCCACGGCCUCAGUGACACUUCGCCGGUGUUCCAGGCCGAGGCGCCGAGCGCCAGGCGGAACAGCACAACGUUCCCGAACCGCCACGGCCUGCUGCUGCCGGCCUCCCCCGUCCGCAUGCACAGCAGCCGCUUGCACCAGAUCAAACAGGAGGAAGGCAUGGACUUGAUCAACCGAGAGACGGUCCACGAGCGCGAGGUGCAGAACGCAAUGCAGAUAAGCCACUCCUGGGAGGAAAGUUUCAGCCUGAGUGACAACGAUGUGGAGAAGUCCGCCUCCCCGAAGCGCAUCGAUUUCAUUCCGGUGUCACCAGCACCCUCACCCACCCGGGGGAUUGGGAAGCAGUGUUUCUCACCAUCCUUGCAAAGUUUUGUGAGUAGCAAUGGAUUGCCUCCAAGUCCUAUUCCCAGCCCAACGACUCGAUUUACCACCCGGAGAAGCCAGAGUCCCAUCAACUGCAUUAGACCAAGCGUUCUUGGACCAUUGAAAAGAAAAUGUGAAAUGGAAACUGAGUAUCAGCCAAAGAGAUUUUUCCAGGGCAUCACCAACAUGCUUUCUUCUGACGUUGCACAGCUGUCAGAUCCCGGUGUGUGUGUAUCUUCUGAUACCCUUGAUGGAAACAGUAGCAGCGCCGGAUCUUCUUGUAACUCACCAGCGAAAGUCAGCACUACCACCGACUCUCCUGUGUCGCCUGCCCAAGCGGCCUCUCCAUUUAUUCCAGUAGAUGAACUUUCAUCUAAGUGAUUCACCCACCCAUCUGAGACUCGGGGUGUUUUUUUUUUUUGCAAUGGAGAGAAAAAUCAAGUUGGAGCAAGCACUGAACUUUGUCAAUUAAUUUGAGGCUCUUUCCUAUCUGACCCUUUUCCUUUUUUUGGAAUUUCCUGAAAUGUUGUUAUUCUAGAGAACUUUUAUGUCAGGUUCCUGCGGGAUGCCCUUGAAUUCAGUGUAGUAAUAUUUUCAGACGUUUUCCCAAUAAGUGUGUUGAAGCAUACGUCUUUAUGCUGCUAAUAUGUUUAAAUACAUAUGUUAUCCCUUGAUUUUUUAAAAUAAUUGAGAGCUCUAUUUAUUUAUGGGAUUAUUAAGUUCUGAUGCAAAUAUAAAUGUUGAAUUAAUCAGCAUAGUAAACUGAUGUUUUAGAAUUCCAUAUUUCAUGCCCACACUAAUUUUUAAUAUUACUUUUCAGUGAUUGCUGAUUUCUAUUUGAAGAAUAACUUCCGUAUUUACAGCAGUUUUUUAAAAAGAAUGUUAGUUAUAACACAUCAACCCAGUGGUGUCUCUUUUACCCAGGAGUCCUUGGAUAUAUAAUUUUCUGGGUUCAUAAGUGGCUGGGAGGGGAAAUGAUGAGCAAAAUAUAAAAGCUUGCAACAAGUCUUUUAAAAUUAUAUAAUAGUAAACAUUUAAGAAAAGCAUUUUCUAAUGAAAUUUUAAUGGGAAUUCUAAUUAGUCAUGCAAAUAUCGCUACAGAAAAGUUAAAAAAAAAAUUUUUUUUUUUUUUUUUAGACCAGAAAGUGCAUUCUCUCGGGUAUAAUCCUGAAGUGACACGGGCCAGUGCCUUGCAGUCUCAGCCCACUGUACAUAGGCUGAGACCAGGUUCUUUUACCACUGCAAACUUAAAAGUUUUUCAAACAUAGAAAAUGUGGGAAGCUCUGUUGGACUUCACCAGGGCCCCCAGGCAGAUAAAAGUCUCUCGUUGAUUGACACGCUUUAAAAUAUCCAAUUGUGCCUCAGUGAAAAUCCUUGCCACCAAGGAGCCAGAGCAACUUUUGGCCACCUUUCUGUCCUGCCCAUCUGUCACCUUCCGGGUUUUCCCUGGCUCAGGAGGGAAGCAGCUGUUUCCUUGCCAACAGGUCCUUCCCCCCCCCCCCACCUCCCAACGAACUAGGGCAUCAUCGGUUAGACAGAGGUACAGUGUAACUUGGAUUUCUGACAGUGAGCAACCACAGAAGUGUGGAGUCAUGUCAGGAACCUCUAGUUAAAGCUGUAGCUGGAGUCGACUGCCUUGGGAUUGCCGAUUGAUUGAGGGUCGGUGACGUGCAAGAGAAAAAUCAGUGGAGGGUCACGUAGGUAAAUCAUUGCUUAACUUAGGUGUCGUUUAGGUAGAGUUCUGAAAUGUUCUUUUCCUUGCCUUGUUACAACUAAGACAAAAUACGGAAAUAUUUAAUAACAAACGUUUCUAUAUUAUACUUCCUAUAUCUUCCUUUACUGGAUAGAAAGAAUGGCAGCAAAAGGAGAAGGGGAAAAAAUAAAAGAGAGACCAAUACAAAAAGCUCCGACUUAAUCUUUAAGUUCACUGCUUACAGAGACUUUUAACGAUUGUGUGGAAUUUUUACAGCUAUGAGAAUAAAUGGAACUGGUCAGCUUUUGAAAGUUGCCUUAAGAAUUCAGUGAAAUUAUGUCAAGGGUAAGAUUGUUUAUAUAGGCUUAAAAUUCUCUGUUCUGGGUAAUGGUUCACAUGCUUCAGUCUUGACCUUGUUCCUCAAAUUCAAACCUAUAUAUCCAGCUUCCUGUUGGGUACCUUAACCUGCUUCCAGAGGUACUUUAACCUCAGCAUCCCCAGAACAAAAUGUAUCCUCUUCUCAUUGAACCUGUUCUCGAAUUACCUAAAUUGAUGUCCUCACUCUCUCAUUUUCUAAACUAGAAACCAUGAGAAGCAUUUUUGACUUUCUCUUUUUCCUGUCACAUCCAGCUUAAUCACUUAAGUUCUGUUUACUGAAAUGAAUCUCCAGCCUCUCCUCUUCUCUCUUUCUUUUGCCUCUGAGCUUAUGUUCCAGCCUAAGGUGGUCUCACCCAUUUUCUCACCCUCCUUUGGACGCAGUCUCCACACGGCCUCUGAAGUGAUCUUUGUCAAGUAGAAACCUUGCUUUGUUUUCACCUUCCUGCUUGAAAACUUCCUUUGCUUCCCCAUUUCCCACAGUUUAGGGAAUGCUUUCUCUAGCCUGGCAUGUAAUAAGGUCCUUCAUGAACUGGCCAUCCUGGAAAACCACUGUACAACUCUGCUUAUCCUAUCCCAAUACACAUCCUUCCUUCUCACUCUGCAAACACUAGACUACUUGAUGGUCCUUAAAUACGCCAUGUACUUUCAUGUGUUUGUGCCUUUGGAUGGAUUGUUCCUUCUCUUUAAAAUGCCAUUCCUAUCCUUUUCAGCCAGGCAAAUGCUUUGGUUCUUUUUAUUGCCUGUUAAUUUUAACUAUGAAAGAAUGUAUACCUGCUGAUUAUAAAAAUAUUCAAACAA